Messenger RNA from Punica granatum (pomegranate), 3577 nucleotides. The record is from RefSeq and is a predicted model, not a curated record. Lineage: Eukaryota; Viridiplantae; Streptophyta; Magnoliopsida; Myrtales; Lythraceae.
AAAAAACCCCCACUCAUUUGCAGAGAGAGAGAGAGAGAGAAAGAGAGAGAGAGAGAGAGAGAGGGAGGGGGGGAGAGAGCAAUUCCUUCCUCUUCUUCACAGUUGUUUCUUCCCUCUUCUUCAACCUCCUCUCAGGUAAUUCUGCCCCUCGCCACUGUAAUUCGAAGCUUUGCGUGCCGGAAUUGGAUCGUGUCUGCCGACCCUUUUGGGCAAACUUUGUUUCUUGGCGGUUUGUUCGGUGCUCAGAUUCGGCUGAUUGGGAGAUUGGUUUCUGCACCUUCUCUCCCUUUCUUUGCAUCAUCUAAAAUUGGGUUUUGAUUCUUUAUUUGUUUAAUGGGAGUUAGGGGUUCGGUCGGGUUGGUCUUCGUUUUGAGCUGUGGUGAAUUGCUUUAUCUUGAAUUUAUCGAAUUCUGGCUGUCUGCGCGUUCGAAUGCUUGCUUACAGAUCGGGGAAGCUGGAAAUUUAGGCGAUUGAUGCAGUUUGAUUGUGAAAAUUUGAGGAUGGAUUUCUGCAUCUGUGUUUGAGUAGAGCUGAAGCAAGAAACGAAGAGCUUAUAUUAUCCUGAGCUGUGUUUGUGUGUGAUUUGGUGUUUCGAUUGCCUGGUCAGUUAGGAGAUAAGGUUUACUUUGUAUUGCUCAUCUGUUAGAUAUUUGGAUUUGAUUCAGUUGCUGAAACCGGGGCCUCGUGGAUUUGGAAACAGAUGGUAAGGGGAGGGAAGGGUGGUUCCAAGAGAGAUUUUAAGAAAAGGGCCAAGGGGGACAAGAGUUCGGAUGAUUCAGAUGAAGAUUACGUAGUUUCUGAUGAACAGAGCGAUGCAUCUGAGGAUGCCUUGGAGGAUUUAGCUGGGUCCGAGUCUGAGUAUGGUCUAGUUGAGAGUCUACAUAAUGAGGUCUUGAAUGACGACGAUGGUGUUAAUGAUGAUGACUAUGUGGAGGAGUUGGAUGAGGAGUGUAAGGAGGAAAGAGGAGGAGAUGAACUAGAGGAUGAGGUAGUUAAAUCAGAAAUGAAAUGGGGUUCAUCUGGUCAGAGGAAAUCUGGGGGUAAAACUUCGAGAAAGCGGAAUAGAGUUACUUUAGAAGAGGAAGAAGGUGAUGAUGUUGAAGAUUGUGAAGCCAAUGAUGAAGACUACGAGGUUAAGGAGGAAGGAGGAGGAGAUGAACUAGAGGAUGAGGUAGUUAAAUCAGAAAUGAAAUGGGGUUCAUCUGGUCAAAGGAAAUCCGGGGGUAAAACUUCGAGAAAGCGGAAUAGAGUUACUUUAGAAGAGGAAGAUGACGAUGAUGAGGAUUAUGAAGCCAAUGAUGACGACGACGAGGAUGAUGAGGAAUUUACACCUGAUGAAGAUGAUUGCUUGGAUGAUGAAGAGGAUUCUGCGGUGAAAAUGAGGAACAGGAGUAAAUUGGAGGCGUAUAAGAAGUUGGGUAGACGGGGCACUCGAAGAAAGGUUGCUAAAAGUGGUCGAAAACGGAGAAAGAAGUUGGCAGCUCCGAAGAGUCUCUCGAGAAAGAAGGGAAGGAAUAUCAAGCGAACAAGGAAGAAGGCCAGAUAUGAAGAUGACGAUGAGGAUGAUGCUGGUUUUUCAGAGGAGAACAUGGUUAUGAGAGAAAGGGGGAGAAAAACUAUGGGAAGAAGCAAGAGGAGGUAUAUGGUGAGAUCGGAUUCAGAUUUCGUGAGUUCCGGGUCAUCUGAUUUCGAGUACACUAUAUCUGAGGAAGAGAGAGAGCAGGUGAGAGAAGCCAGUGAAUUUUGUAGGAAUCUGAAUGUAACACCUGGACGAUGGAGUUCAUCCUCCUCUGAGCGGUGUGUAAAAGGUGGAUACUUGCGACUGAGGGCAGCUCCAUCCAGGAAAACAGAAGAGGAUGUUGAUUUGCCACAGCAAAGAAAGUCUCCUACCCUAAAGGGUAAACAAAAAGUAGAGGAAGUGAAUAUAAAGCAAGUUUGUGGAAUUUGUCUCUCUGAAGAGGAUAAGAGAAGGAUCCGAGGAACGCUAAACUGUUGCAGCCAUUAUUUUUGUUUCACUUGCAUCAUGGAAUGGUCAAAAGUGGAAUCCCGCUGUCCAUUAUGCAAGCAGAGGUUCAAUACCAUCAGUAAACCAGCUAGAUCAGCUGCAGGGGUUGAUCUAAGGGAAGCGGUGAUACAAGUGCCAGAGCGUGAUCAGGUCUACCAACCCUCAGAGGAAGAAAUAAGGGGUUAUCUUGACCCUUACGAGAAUGUCAUAUGCACAGAAUGCCACCAAGGUGGGGACGAUGGUCUUAUGCUUCUUUGUGAUCUCUGUGAUUCUCCAGCUCACACUUAUUGUGUGGGUCUUGGGAGAGAGGUCCCUGAAGGGAACUGGUAUUGUGAGGGAUGCAGACCCGGGGCUCUUGGGUCCUCAAGUUCUUACCCUCAAGAUCCUAAUUUGUCUGACCAGAGGAUGGGCAUAAAUGGUGGUGAUGGCUUGGACCUUAAUGUGACCCCUUCUCCUCUGCCCUUUACUCAAGGACUUGGAGGUCUGGCAUCUCCAAGAUUUAACGGUGUAAUCAAUCAAGCAGCUUCAUUUGGAGCUGGUGCUGCUACUGUAUCAGGAAGGCGAUGGAUACAACGCCACAUACAGCAGAUAUUAACUGGUCAUAGAAUGAAUACUCUCUCUCCAAGAACAGACGGGAUAUCUGCUGUUCAUGUGGGCCCUGAUCCACUAUAUUCCCGCAUUGAUCAUUCUAGGCCAAGUCCAAUUCCCAAUUUGAGGACCCCUGAAAUGAGGGCAUCACUUGAGAGCAUCUUCGGGGAGAGAUUACAAGAAACUUCGUCGCCUUCCUUGAGAAGCAGGGAGUGUUUUCAUUCUAGACAGAUUACUUCGAGAAGGCAAGGAGUUGAGGAGCUGACUGUUAUGCCUCCAAGUAAUACCUCUAGAGCGCUUACCUUCAACGAGCUUGGAGGGAUGAAUAAUGUGGCACUGGCUCAUGAGCAGCUUCCUCAGUCAACCAGCAGCAUAUCAACUUUGGCUCCUGAGUUUACUGCCUCUCCUCAUGCGGUAAGGGAGGAAAGCCACUUUGAUAGAGCGAAGGAGCAAGUGCAAUCAAUGGUUAAAAACCAUUUGAAGAGCAUCUCCAAAGAUGUUUUAGGUCAUGAUGAUUUCAAGGACAUAGCGAGGAGUUCCACACAUACAAUUCUGGCGGCUUGUGGGCUCGACCACCGUAAAACCGAGGUCCAUGCUGGCCCUCUACCACCACCAUUGGCUUGUUCGCAUUCCGAACUGGUAUCGAGUGGACAGUCGAGUCUGAUAAAAGGCCUUUGCUCGGCAUGUUUCGAUAUUUAUGUCAGGGAUGUGGUGGAGAGCGUGAUGAACACGAGAUCGCGGCCCUGGUUACGUUUAGGUCUCUAGCAGAAGAUUGAUAUUUUGAUAGUUGGGGGUUGCAGCUUUCUGCAGCCCUUCCCCUUUCGUUAGGAAAUUUUAGACAAGAAUUAGAAAAAAAUUGUCACUUUGGCUUCACUGUUCAUAGAGGUCUUUGACCUUAUUAGACCUCAAAAGACCCAUUCUGUUCAGUAAAAAUUGAUCAUUUUUUUCUCAAACAUUAUUCUCCUCUUUAUAACAUUAGCUAAU